CUUACCUUUAUUCCUGCCAUCCACAUGGAGGCUGAAUUAUUUUGAAGCAGAUCCUGCAAGUGCACAAUGUUGACGCGAGGGUUGAUUAGUUGUCUCUACUUUCUUGUUCUUCUUCUUUCAUCUCUAGUUGCUGACGCUAUUGCGAUUGUCGUAUUGAUUCUUUGUUUGGUGCAGGUUCUGCUUAUCUUUUCGAACAUCAUCUCGUCCUUUUGUUUCAGAAAAUCCAAUAGUGGUGUAAGUGUAAGAAAUGGUCAGCAACAGUGUUCGUGUUGGUCACUGCUACUGGUCCCCUUGUCCGUUCCGCGAUUAGAGGCUUGGUUGUUCUGUUUGCGAGAUGUGGUGCUACGAAGCACAUCCUCACCUAUAGUAUUCGCAGACGCCACGUCGUAUCUCUUUGCCACAUCUCCACGAAGAUAUCACGAUCAGCAUACAGGUGCAUCCCGAUUGCAGGAUAACAUCAGGAAAGAAAGAAGCGAGCAAGAGGGAAACGUCGCCGCAUAUGAGGAGACCGCAAGUGGGAUCAUCACGGUGUCUUCGUCCUCUCAUGACAAAAAGCACAGCGAUGGCACGGAAGAGAAAAACGAAGAACUGCAUCGCCAUGGUUGGAUGGCGGAAGGGGCGCUCCAAGAUCCGGAUCUGACGCCCGAAAUGGUCUGGAUUAUGGCUUUACAUCUGGUGGCCAUGAUGAUGUUGGAUUUCCUCAGCAAAUAUUGAGUUGCUCUCUCUUGAUGUCCUUGUAUUACUAUUAUGUUUUUAUUAAUAUUCUAGCAUGCCAUGAUCGAGAUCGCAGCAUCCUCCCUCUAAGUAACCAUGCUUGAUGAAAAGGAUUUUUUAGACUGGCUCUAACGAUAGUCUCCAACAGCUUUACCGCAGUCUAGAUGGCGUAGAGUGCGAUGGUUUGGUGCAAGCGGCUACUGUACCGCCAAUUCGCAAGGCCCCCGAUUGCGAGUAUAUUUGUGCCCAGGAAGUCCAAUGUGAGGCCUGGCAGUGGAUCAAUCGAACUUGUUGGUGUUAAGGCAUCUUCUUUGAUACCGAGCCAAGUUCCACCAUUAGGACUAGGAGUCGGUGUAGGCUUGUAGUUUUAUCUGCUACUACAAACAGAAACAGCACGAUGAGGAGACAUUCUUACAAAUGUAAGCGUCGGCCUGCGACAGCGACUCUGCAGAGCCGCUUAGUCCUCUACUCCGCAUAUUUGUAGAUAGUAGCUUUGUCUUGCUCGGCUCACAAUCGCACGUAGUACUAUGUAUAUGCUCUAAUGCUUGGGUAAUCCGUUUCCCAACCGCUGUAAGGGUCUUCGCGCGUUCUGGCCGCCACGACCACUCGAGCUGUUGCAGGCAGAACGGGACUGGUACGAUGGCCCGAAUGUUAAGGAAUGAAGGCAGCAGACUCAACGUCACGUCUUCGUGUUUAAUCAAGAUGAGAGAAGAAGAAGAAGAAGAAGAAGAACAGCUUCGACCACCUCCAGCAGUUACUGAGUAUCCUCUGAUGAUGAACUUUUAUUGCCACGUAGACUAGCACCAGGACCAGCAUUUCUCUAAGCGUUGCACGAAGAGCUUGUGGAAAGGCGAUAGCACGGAGAGCGCUGGCUUGCAGGUCAAGCAGUUCUUGUCAAGAGCCGAGCGAGAAUUGAUUCCGUUUUUUAAUCGCCAAGUCAUCGGCGGGCGCCUUCGAUGGUUCUCGUGGCGAUUCGAGGAGAGCUCGUGGGCUGAAGGCUUACGCCUUUACUCGCGAAAGGAAAGACUUUGGGAUGCGUUAAAACCGAAAGCCAAUGAUAAGGAACAUAACAACGCCGUUCAGCCACAGCCACUCGAUCAGACCACCGACACAGAGUUGCGUACAUUUCAUGAGACGAGACGAGCUUAUCGCGUUGGGCAUCAUGAAGAUGACAAAACUAUGGAUUUCUGUCAGCGCCGAGACGAAAGAUUUGCGUCAGAUUACCCUUGGGCUAGAGCUGAAACGGACACUAGUGAGAUGCGGAAAACGAACAUUCGGUCCUUGUCUUGAGGCUAUUCAUGUAGUAACUAUACUUUCCAACUUUCAUCUCCACAAACUAAUCGCGAUCAAGAAGGUAAAAUUGGAGCGGAAAGAUCUCCUACUUUUCCUAUGAAGUAGACUCUUCAAUUUUACAAGCUCGACUUCUAAUGAUAACGUUACUCUCUGCUUCGAUUGCGCAGUGCGAUUCCAGCGCACAUGAGGAGCGGCAGAUUUUUGAAUUUCGGUAUUGGUCCUUGCCUCUUCAAGGAUCCGAUGCACUCCUUUUUUCAUCACGGGCUUGCCGGCAAAGACGCACUGCUCGUGGACGACCCGCCAAUGAACGGAUUCGGGUUCGAACGAAAUCUGGGCAUGUUUCAAUUAUGCUGAGAUUAUAGUAAAUUGUAAUCUUCUUGGUUUGAAUUCGAUAUUGUGAAUGGUUCCGAUAUUUGGUAACCUGAAUUUGAUCCUAAGGGAAAACUAACAAGAAGAGAACCCUUAGGAUCAAACUCAUGUUACCAAAUACCAGAACCAUACAUAUUGGAUAAUAUCAAUAUCUUCAUUGCUUCUUGGUUCUUUCUUAGUUAGGCUGGCUCCACCGAUAAUAUCAUGCUUUGCCUCUAGUACCUCCUGAAUGGCAGUGAUUUUUUUGUCAAUGUCGGCACAAUUGGACCGAGUUCGGGAUGAGCAUCCAUUUUCUAUCUUUGAUCGAACACGUCGUUGUCGACGUCUGACUCUGACUUGGGUGGCAACUCCUGUCUAAGGCUCCUUGCUGAUUUGAAGAACAUUCUGCCGAAUUCUGAGGAGUUUGUCAGAGUCAGUAAGCUGGCUGGGUUCGAUUCAAGAGAGAUCGAGCAAUUUAGAACCCAGCACGAUCAAGGACGUCUUGCGACGGACAAGCCUGUGAGUGAUUUCGAAGCCAACGGCGAGAUGAAGACUCCCCAUGUUAAAGAGCAGCGACGCGCUUCAUCACAUGAUAGUAAGAAGAAUUGGAGCAUCAAGGGCAGGAGUAAGGGCGAGCGCACGACAGAGGGAGGAUCUUCGUCAAAGCUUCUCUCUGGUUGUCGAUACUAUCGCAACACGCGGAUAGUUUUUGAUACGGUCACGCCCAGCAACGUGGUUUCCACUCUACGUCGACGCUCGAACGGGACAUGGUUUACGAAUAAGCCAAGUAGACCAGCAGCUACCUUAGAACGGACGAGUACAAAUGAUCACGGCGUCAUUGAAACGGCGGGGUCCAGUUCUGGCGGAACCCGCAAAGAUGUUGACGAGGAGCCUCCGAUAGAGUUUGUGAUUGUGGAUAUCGACUCUCAUGAUUAUCAAAUCAUACGGGAAAUCGUAGCACAUGGGCCGAAAGUGUUGGUGUAUAUGGUCGAAAUCGCGACCCAUUUCCCGCCACCCUUCAAGUAUGCGCAAAUUUAUCAGCCAGAAGAGGUCGUUAAGGUACAUUCCAAUUUUGUGUAGAGGAAUCUAAGUAGUACUCCUAGUUGUGAUUGUGUAGAAGAAUCUAAGGAUCACCGAAUGCUGCACUUCAGGAAAAAGGUCGUGAAUAAAUUUGAAACUCACGUCAGUAGAGUCCUCCAGUCUAGCAACUUUUAAGUACACGUAAGGCAUCUAUAAGUACAACCCUCCUCCUCCUGCAACAAAAUUCAGUGAAGAAAAAAAGACGAAAGCACAAUUAUGUAUGCAUAACAAACUGCAUCUCAGUUUUCCGAAAAGUUGCGUUCUGGUGCGUACACAACACGCUAUGAAGGUCUGGCAGGUGUUUCCUUUUCCAUGAUUUUCGAUUUGCUGAAAGACACCCACGAUUUCCUGAUGUUCCCUGACCUCGGAGACGCAGUUUUUGCACACAAAGAUCUGAGGCCCCACUUGGAGCGCGAGUACGGCAUUCGACUGCCCAUGGACGAAUUUCUCUGCUUCGCGAAAAGCUAUCUUUGUUAAGGCCAGGCCAGGAGUGCGUAGGUACUUAUGCUUUUUCUUCUGCUUCCUUCAUCGAAUUAUAAGUAAAAGGAGUCUCUUACUCUUAUUUACGACUGUGAUCGUUUUUUGUAUCACCCGCAUGCGUUGUGCACUUUCUCGGCCAGUCUUGCACCGUCGCAGAAAAUGUUUCGUCUUGUCAAUGAUCCUAUAGAUACGAUCACCAAAGACGCAAUGACGAUGUUGCUUUACUUCUCUUUGUUUUGUAGGUAUAUCUACAACAUGCAAUGUGAAAGCAAGAAGUAGGUUAUCUACUUAUCAUUCGUAGGUAGUGGUAGAUGAACUACAACAUUACAACAUUUACAAUUUGAAAUGGAAAUCAAGUUUAAGAGCAAAACAACCUCGUCUAACUCUGGUUCAUGUACCCAACCGAUGUCGUGCGUCAGUGGACAUUUAUGCAGAACUUUUCCAAUGUGCACAACGUCCUGCCAUGGCUCUGGCGAAAUGUGACAGCAUCCGUUGACGACACAGGAUUUGGCAAAGAGGACCACAGCUUUUCUCUGUACAUCUGAAGGAGAAGGGUAUCCAGACCUGGGGGGUUUUGGAGUGGAAAGAUGCAGAGUAUACACGGCGUAUCCAACACACGCGGAAAAAUAUCCAACGCCUUAGAACAUGGAUCAUGGAUUAAAAUGAAUACGCAGUAAAGACGAGAGGGUGAAAGUGAAGAUGCUCUGAAUCAUGAAGUUGAAGGCAAUAUCAUUAUCAUUAUAGCUAGAUACUGACACGCUUACGCAUAUCCAACAACAUCGUGCAGGCACAUAUUCGCUUUGUUCUUUCUCGCUACGCCUACGCUAGAAUUCUAUUCGCGGCUGUCCAUUACCGGUUUUACUCUUCACUUGCAAGACGAGUCACGGUUUUGGAGUUUUUCAUUUGCUGCUAACAUAGUUUGCGACAGCUAAGCUGGCAUUCACUCGCGUGGAGAAGAUGUUUUCUCUUGUUCGUGAUCGCUUGUAGGAGGCCUUUCUUCACUUGUAAAAUUAAGUUCCGUU
This is a messenger RNA of Amoebophrya sp. A25, 4937 nucleotides long. Lineage: Eukaryota; Dinophyceae; Syndiniales; Amoebophryaceae. The record is from the annotation of a GenBank genome assembly.